This is a messenger RNA of Neolamprologus brichardi, 4510 nucleotides long. RefSeq names its product family with sequence similarity 117 member Ba (gene fam117ba). NCBI's taxonomy places the organism in Eukaryota, Metazoa, Chordata, Actinopteri, Cichliformes, Cichlidae. The record is from RefSeq and is a predicted model, not a curated record.
ACACCGGCUGACUUCACACUGCACUGGUCCCUCUCCCGUUGAGUGAGCGGAGGCUAGCCCAGCAUCACCGCCUUCUUCUUUCUAUCCUUUCUGAAUGUGUUAUUCCUGUCUUGUUUUUUGUUGUUGUUGUUUGUUUGUUUAGUUCAUUUUCCAGCUCAUCACAAACUCCACAGACGAGGCACCCUCGCUCUGUUUUAACAGUUAUUUUCUUCGAACACAAAGCGUUUGGCUAGACGCUUAAAGCUGUCGCGUUGCUUCAGCCGGGAGAGAAAAACAUCCAUCCCCGACGUCUCGAGGAGGCAGGGUGCGAACACAGCAACGCCCAUUUUGACACAAGCGGUAUCGCUGCUGUCCUCACGAAGGCCGUGUUUCUAUUUUUUCCCUCUUUUUCGGUGUCUACCUUUGAUAUCUGAGUCUACCUUCCUUACUUGUAAUCUUCACCCUGGUCAUUCUGCCCUGCCUUUUCUCAUCGCAUCUGUAGCAUCUUCGAGUAGUGGCAACAGGGUCCGGGGCUGCCGAAGAGCUCCAUGCCCCUUUGCAUGCAGCGCACCGAGACUGCAUUUUGCAGACUGCAUCUGUGGCCUUAACCUUCUAGAUUUCUCCUCUGAUUGUCCUCAACGCCUCCGGCAUUCCCCCCUUCUCUCCCUCUGAGCAGUCUGCUCCCUCAUUCUCCUCUCGGUUUCCCGCCAUCGCGUCCAGCUGUGGCCCUCACAGGGCACGCUCGCUGGCUCUCACCUGACAGGUCCCUGGCCUCAGGACGACAGCCAGCAACAACACAUUCCCUACAUGAGGGACAAAGCGACGCAGACUCCCAGGGCCUGGGCAGAUGAGAGGAGGAGGGGCUCACACAAACGCUCGGCCUCCUGUGGGAGCACCGACCAGCUCAAGGAGAUCGCCAAAUUGCGUCAGCAGCUACAGCGCAGCAAACGCAGCAGCCGCCAUCGGAGGGACAAAGAGCGCAAGGCCCCUUUCAAUGGCAGCCACACCAUUAUCCAAUCGCAGUCGCCUAUGCCUAAGACCAUUCUGAUACCCAUCCCUAUAUCCAAGUCGUCGGCCCCUCGUUUCCGCAACAGCGUGGAGGGCCUUAACCAGGAGAUCGAACGCAUCAUCAUCCGUGACACCCCCGAGAAGGACGAGACCAUUGUUCCGCAAGAUGUCCCCGAUGGGCACCGUGCACCCCCUCCUGUCCCCCUACAGCGAAGUAGCAGUACCCGCAGCAUCGACACGCAGACUCCCUCUGGCGGGGGCCUGAGCAGUAACCAUAGCAACUGCAGUAGCCGUCCCGACUCCAUCUCACCCUCCUACCUCACCGUCCUCAACGACACGUGUGGAGGCAGCCCAUACGAGGACAAAGAGCUGGGACCUUGCUCCCCGCUGCCCAAAUACGCCGCCUCUCCUAGACCCAACAACAGCUACAUGUUCAAGAGAGAACCUCCAGAGGGCUGUGAGAAGGUCAAAGUGUCUGAGGAGUCAAUGCCCAAGCCUCUGCAAGAGAUCCCUCCCUUUCUGUGUCCUGACCGCAACAAGGUCAACUUCAUUCCUAACAGCGGCUCUGCCUUCUGCCUCGUCAGCAUCCUCAAGCCCUUACUCCCCGCCCCGGACCUCAACUUUCGCUCUGGCGUGGGCCUGCAAAGCCUGUCCCCAUCCCUUGUGCCUCUGUCCACCCAGCCCUGCCUCCUGGAGGAGCCGGAGAGUUUCUGAUGCCCCCCCUGCAGCCUUCCAGUCCGCACACACCCCUUCCUUUCCUCUAAAACAGCCUCCCCCCACCAACAUAAUCCAAAAACAUUUGAGGAAAUGGCCCUUCUGCUCUAAAAAACUGCCUUCAGCAUGCCAGCUAAGCUCUCUCUGAUGUCCUUAUCUUGUUCAAAAAGCGCUUCCCACUGCCUCUCCUCAUCAGACAACUACAAUGUGAGAGUCCUGCAGGCCUGAGCAGACCUCUGCAGCUAACAUUUCAUCGCUUUCUUCUACCUUAGUGCUGGUUAUUGUUCCUGUUUUUUGGGAGGAAAAGGGAGGAAGGACAGACUCUUUUAUUUCAUCGUAUUAUACCAUGGCGCCUUUCCACGGACAUAUCUUUUUUUCUAUCUGUAGUUAUUUCUCUUGAUAUGAAAUAUGCCUUCCAUGAUAACAAAAAAGGCUGCUGGUUUCCUUAGUGACCUAGAGUUUGACCACAGAGGCUAAUUUUGGUGCUGCCAGAAAAUAUAGUAGCAAAACUUCAAGAGUCGGGAAAAAGACAAGUUCAAAAUGUGCCUGAUAUUUUUCACUAAUUUCCCUGAGUCAUCAUAGUGCUCUGAUGAUGUUGAUGUUUAGAUGAGACAUCUUUGCACUAUCGUGGCCAUAUAUUCAUAGAGAAAGGCUGAACCAGCUUCAAAACAAGCAAACAAUGAGACGGUGCAUAAUUCACACCUUGAAACAAGUAAAUACUUUAUUUGGACCACCUUGUAAACCAAAUCCAGACAUCUGUUUUGUACUUUUAUUAGCUGUUUGCCACAAAAGUUAGCUAAAACUGGGACAAAGCGGUGCCUUUGUUACGCUAACUGGUAGCAGUGAACUGGUCCCCUGCUGGGCAGCUUGUAUCUUUGAGGAACACAGGCCAGGCUAAGCGUGCAGCAUGUUCAGCCUCCUUCCCAAGUCUCCCUCUUUUUACUCCGCCGUAUUUGUUCCUUCUUUUUCCAGCUCUUUAUCCCCUUUUUUCUCUCACUUUCACCGUAAUGCAAUUUCCUUCUGACUUGCUCAGCUUGUGUUCAAAUGUGUCUAGUAGGGCCCCUCUUCCCUGCAGGACAGGCUCCCUUCUGACGUGCAGGGCUGAGAGUACGGAGAUGUUGGUGAACCUGAGUGUUACACAGCAGACUGGUCGAUGGGGGGGCGUACAAAUUAGAACCCACUUUACUGUGUGGAUUCGGUCUACAAAGUGACGGGCAGCAAUUUGAAGUGAAAGAUUAGAGACUAGUGGUGAAGGUAGUAGAGCAUUAAUGAGCUAUAAAGACAGAUAGUUCCCUCAGAAAUUUGUAGAGACUAAAGAUAAAGGUAAACGAUAGAUUGUAAUAUUAAAAAAUAAUAUCAGAGUUGAAUGUAGUAUAAAAAUAAACAACCGUGGUUGGAUCUGAUGUAACUAUAGACAGUAAAACCUGGAUGUAGCAGGAGCGCAUCCUGAAUGUUGUACUUUCUGACUUUAGAGUGAGCAUAGUUUUAAAAAACAGACUUGCUGUUCUGUUCAGCAACACCUGAAAAUGGGGACUGAGCCUUUAAAGCAGGGGUGGGGAACUCCAGGCUUUGAGGGCUGGUGUCCUGCAGGUUUUAGAUAUCACCCUGGGUCAACACCCCUGAAUCAAAUGAUUAGUUCAUUACCAGGCGAGGAGGUAAUUUAGCCAUUUAAAUCAGCUGUGUUGGAUCAAGGACACACCCAAAACCUGUAGGACACCAGCCCCUGAGGCCUGGAGUUCCCCACACCUGUUUUAAAGUAAUCAAGUGUUUACUGAGCUCAUGGAGCGAGAUAGUUGAGGGUGAUUUUCCCUGAGAUUUCUGUCUUAAGAUUGCUGUUUUAAGGCACUUCCAUGUCAGCUUCACUGCAUCUGUUUUUAUACUGUCUGCAGCUGCACAUCUGAUUGGUGCACAAAAGUAUAGUCUGUGACUUAACUACAGCGAGCAACAUGAAAGAUCAUUGUAUGAAGACAACUGUAUUCUUGUGCAGUUUAUGGGUCACCAGCCUCUCCCUGCCUCGGCCCAUCCUCUUGUAUUCUUGUAUAUGUCUACUACUUGACUGUGCCUGCUAUGGUAGGAUAGGAAUGUACCGGGUUUGUAAAUAUAGAGGCACGAUGUGUUUGUAUUUAUUGGCUGAAAAAGAUAUGUAUCAGAAUGAGUCACAAGUGUACGACUCCCCUUCUCCCCCCUCCUAUUCCCUCACCAAGUACUGUGAAUUCCUACAUGUCUCAUUAUUGUGAAUAAUAAUAAUGUAUUUAUUUAUUAGACAGGAGUGUAAUUGGGUCUUAAGAGUUUUAAUCCUGAAGAGAUUUCAUCAUCAUCCAUCUCAGGUUGUAGUGCACAGAACACAAGAUACUCAGACUUCUCAGUGCGCACUAACAAGUUUACUGAACCGAGAGCAAACCAACAGCUGCUGUUUAUGUAGCCUCACACAGUGCAGAUCCUGAAUUACUUAAAUAUGUAGCAGAGCUGAAGUAGAGAGAAGCAUUGUUCAGUGACCUGGUCCAGAAUAAUAGGUAGUCCCAAAAAAUGAUUAUGUAACAAAAAAACAUGUUUAAACUAUGAAGAAAAUGCUGACAAACAAUCACACCUACAUAUUCCCUUUUGUCUUUUUCAGAUGUGUUUACAGGAACAAAAAGAUUUGUAUAUGUGAAAAUACAGAUUUAUUCCCCACUUUUAGUUGUAUUGGAGUGAGGCACGACACAACAAAAAGUCGACACGUCCGUUUUUUGUUUGCUUGUCCCGUUUAUUGGAAACAACUGCCAAGUUAAAUUCUUUUGAGUGAAAUAAAAAGGAAUAGUUAAAUAAAGCA